AUGUGCUACCUCCCCGAUCCAGCCGUGCCAUACAAGGACAGUCGGUACGAACAAGUCCAAACAUUCACAGUCGACAGCACAACAAAGGACUCCCAACGGAGCAGCCUCUGCAUGCUAGACUGGGUGACUGAGGGACGCAAAUCCCGCGGCGAGAACUGGGACUUCCACCUCUGGAAAGGCAAGAACGAAGUCUACAGCGUCGACGAAUCAGGCAAGAAGAAGCUUCUGCUCCGUGAUUCACUCAUCCUUGACGAAGAGCUCGACGAAGGAUCGUUAGAAGACGAGCAUGAGACGCUGAACCGCACCGGUGUUAUCCGGGAGCGGACACGACCUCACGGUAUCGUGGGAACGUUGAUUCUCUACGGACCUGUGUUUGAGCACCUUGCAAAUUUCAUCAUGGACCGGUUUACGUCACAGCCACGGAUCGGAGCUCGGAAUUGGUCAUCGUCCGCUCCUGCAGCUAUAGAAGCACCUCCAAAUUACGACUCGAAGGUCACCUUCACCGCUGCUCGUGUACGAGCAGGUUUUGUCCUGGUGAAGUUCGGGGCCGAUAAUUUCGAAACAGCCAAGGACUGGCUGGGUAAUAUUCUUCGUGAGGAGGGAACCGUUCUCAACGAAUUUGGGGAAGAAGCUUUGUGCUGUUUGUGA
Molecule: messenger RNA, 648 nt
Organism: Aspergillus nomiae NRRL 13137
Lineage: Eukaryota; Fungi; Ascomycota; Eurotiomycetes; Eurotiales; Aspergillaceae
Product: urease accessory protein UreD
Exons: 1
Coding region: 1-648 (215 amino acids)
Molecular function (GO): nickel cation binding
Source: RefSeq, a predicted model, not a curated record